ACGUGACGCAUUUCCUCCAUCAGUGCACGUGUGGAUGUGUUUAUUAUCAAUACUGUAGUGCUGAGCUUUGAUACUUCGUAUUGAACUAUAUACGGAAACGAUGAAGGUGAAAACGAAAAAGGUCGUUAAGUGGAAAAGACAUAACAGUUGUGUCUCUAAUCCAGUCCAGAAGAAGUUCAGGGAGGCUGCAAAAAACAGAUUUUUGGAACCUUUCGGGAAGAAGUCUACUGGGCCCAGUUCACUGACUGUUGAAAGUCUAAAGAAACAUGACAUUGGAGAACAAGACUCUGCAGAGUUUGAUGCACAAACAUUUAAGACUUGGGCUACGGAUUUUACUUGUGUGUCAAAUGCCACUUUUGGAAGUGUUUUGAGAAUGCAUCCAAAUUCAGCUCAUCAAAGAGAGAUUCUGGCUGUACUGGCUGCAAUCACAGAGGUCAUCAAAGAACAGGGAGGCAAAGAAACAGAUACUGAAUAUUUUGCUGCUUUGAUGACCACUUUAGAGACUACAGAGUCUGCAGAAUCAGUUACAGCAAUAGCUCAUCUGCUUAGCCUGGUUAUCAAAAGGGUGCCAGUCCCAGUACUAAAGAGCCGAUUUUCACAAAUUUCCAAAAAACUGCUGGAUAUUAUUUCCACAUAUGCUGACAAGGAUGGCACCUCUAUACUGAAAUCACUGCUGCUGUCCCUGGCAAGCUUACUGCGAGUGCAGGAGAUGGGUGUAUGGUCACAGUCCUCUGUGCAGCAUGUUUUUAACUGCAUUCUUACUUUUCUCACUCACAAAAAGCCAAAGGUUCGCAAGUCUGCUCAACAAGCAGUGAAAAUUGUACUGAAGGGCAGUCUUUUUAUGACUCAACCAGACCCUCCUCCUCAACACCCAGCUGCCUCACUUGUGGCCAAAUUUUGUGUUCAAGUCAUUGAGUCUCAAGGAGGUGCUAACGAAGCACUAGACACUCUGCACAUUUUAGGUCUGCUGCGUGACAUUAUGUCAACAUUUCCACAAAACAGCAUCAAAUCAACAUGUGAAACAGUCCUAAGGGUCAUGACUGUUAGCAACGUGCUGGUGACAGCUGCAGGACUAGCAGUACUUCAUGGGCUGUUCUCAGCACAGCCUCAAAAGUCAUCUUUGCCUGCACAGUUAAACGCUCAAAUCAUCACGGCAUUGUAUGACUACCAGCCUUCAGAGAAUGACAGUCAGAAAAUGCCUGCAUGGCUGGCAGUCAUGGAACAGGCUCACAUCAACUUAGUUCGGCUUGAUGGGAAUCUGUGCAUCAGUCAUCUGCCAAAGUUGUUUUCUGUGGGUAUGACAUGCUUGUUGUCAGAACGGCGUGAAGUUGCACAAGCUGCUGCAAAAACAAUGGAGCUUCUUCUGCAAGAGUGUGUUGGAAAAGAAUCAGAGAAUCUGGCAGCACUUACCAAAACAACAGUCGACUUUAGUCAGACUCCACUGGGCAAAAUUGUGCGAGCAUUAGAAUCAGGCCUCAGCUAUCAGUUCCAUUCCUCUUGGGAUCUAGUACUGCACUUGCUUGGUGUGGGUCUAGAGAUGCUUGGCAAGAUUUGUCCCUCCCUGUUGAAAAAGUGCCUGAGAUCAAUGGCAGAAUUGCGAGAGACCGUGAAUUUUGCCUUCUCAUCCCAGCUUGAUGCAGCUAUAGGAAAGGCUGUUAAGUCCAUAGGCCCUUGUCUUGUUCUGGAGUCCAUUCCUCUCAAAUUUACUGGAAAUGAGGAUAACCUUGAUCUGGCAAGAAGCUGGCUUCUGCCCAUAAUUCGUGACAAUGUUUGUGAAACAGAGCUGUCUUUCUUCACAUCUCACUUCCUUCCCCUUGCUGCUCGCUUCAGGCAAAAGUCUAUAGAAUGUACUGAUCAAAAGAAGACUGCUGCGGCAAAAACAUAUGAAUCUCUGCAGUUGCAAAUAUGGUCAAUGCUGAAAGGAUUCUGCACAAGGCCAACGGAUCUUUCACGGUCUUUUAAAGACAUAGCCAAAGUUUUGGGGACAGCUCUUAAUGAGCGACCAGACCUCAGAAUGGACAUAAUGGCAGCUUUGAGAACCCUCAUCACUCAUAGCAAAAGUAAUGAAGCAGACCUUGAGGCCGUUGGUAAAUUCUCAAAAAACUUUGUGCCCAUUCUGUUUAACCUCUACACAUCCAAUCCAGACAACCCUAAGGACCCUCAGCGUCUAGCAGUUUUGGAAACAACCAAGGUUUUCUUCACAGUCUCUGAUUUUCAGCUGGUGAUUUCCUAUCUAGACAAGUGCUUAUCAAAAAUAGGUGAAGAGAAUGUAGAGUCCUUUAGAAAGAUUGCCUUGCUAGACCUUGCCAUAGCUAUGGUGCCAUAUGCGGACCAUGCACACUUGAAACAGCUCUUGGAUGUUGCAAUUUCAAACGUGGAGGCAACAGACCGCUCUCUUCAGAAAAAAGCUUAUCGCAUAAUGGAAGAGAUAUGCGCCUGUUCUUCUGAUGCCUGCAAGAACUUUUUGUCAAAAUACUUAGAUAAACUUCAGGAAUUGCUGCUGUCUUCUCUCUCAAGUGCCAACCCUAAUACUAGAGCUCCACGCCUACGGUGUCUGAUUCACAUUCUUCGGCAGCUAAAUGAACCACAGACAUCUUUCAUAUGUGCAGUAGUUCCAGAGGCCAUUCUCUGCACAAAAGUUGUAGGAGAGAGAGCUAGAGUUGCUGCCUACAACCUCAUUAUCGAGAUUUCAAAGACUCUUUUACGCUGGAACUCAAACAAAACUGAAGAAGAAGUUUUAGCAGGAUAUGUCGACCUGCUGUUGGCUGGUUUGGCUGGGUCUCCACAGCUGAUCAGUGGCACCUUAUUGGCCCUUACACGAGUCAUGUAUGAGUACAAAGAGAAUUUGUCAGGGGAUGUGUUGUCCAACCUGGUGCAAAAUGUAUGCUUACUUCUAAAAUCAAAGACCCGAGAAGUGGUUAAAGCAGCCCUUGCCUUCAUAAAGGUUAUGUUAGGUGCCUACUCGACAACCAUUCUUACAGCACACCUGUCUGAAAUGCUCAGUGGAAUGGUUUCCAUGAAACAAGACUGUAAACACCACUGCCAUGCAAAGACAAAACAGAUAUAUUUAAAACUCAUCAAGAAGUUUGGGUACGAAGCGGUACACAGUAUGACACCUGAAAGCGUUCACAAGGUGCUAGUCAACAUACGCAAGACGCUGGACCGAGAGAAACGGCAGAAGAACAAAAAUGAUGGGGAUGAGGCAGAUGACGCCACGGAGGAGACGCCCAGAAAACCACAAUCUGAAUCAAUUGAGGAGCUUUUGCGGGACAUUGACUCAGAGGAAGAAGAACCCAGCAAUGUCAAAGAGCGUAGGAUAUUGACAGCCAAAAGACGGAAAGGACAUCAGACAUGGCUAAAAGAAGAAAGUGAAGAUAUUACAGACUUCAUGGACACAGGGGCUGCCAAGAAGGUGACAGCAACAAAGCCUGAAGAAAAAACUGUGUCCAAAACAGCAAAGAAAGAUCAUGGCUUUAAGGUAGCACCAGAUGGACGUCUCAUCAUCACAGAGCCCAAAGAUGACAAAGGAGAAAAAUUGGCCUCUGAUCAGGAAGAGGACUUAGAUGACUUACUGACAGCCAUAGAAGGUGGAUCAGAGAAAAAGCGAAGAAAGAGGCUGCGGAAUGCAGAAGCUGCUGAUGAAAAUGAAAAUGAGCCAUCUACAAAAUACAGAGCUGGAGGAAGUGGCAUCCAUCGACCUUUGCAGAAAAAAGCAACAGACUUUGGAAAAGAAUACAGAGCUAAGAAGGCUGGUGGAGAUAUUAAGAAGAAAGGCAAACCAGAUCCAUAUGCCUAUGUUCCUUUCAACUUUACAAGCUUGAACAAAAGAAAACAGGCCAAAAUGAAGGGUCAGUUUGCGAACCUCGUACAAGGAGCCAGGAAGGGCGCACAGAAAGCCAAAAAAGAAAAAAGAAAAAGGAAGUGAAUACCUGAUGCUACUGGGACUUGAUUGUUAUUAAGUAACAUCAGUUUGUGAUUGUGAAUGUGCACCGCUAAGGUUGUCAGAGUGUAUGCAUGUGCCUGUAUGUGUUCAUACAUAUUGUAUGUGCAUGCUCAUAUAUAUGUAUGUGUAUGCAAUUAAUGGUAUGAAGUUCUCCAAGUGGAUGCUCAUAUGAAAGCUGCUAUAUGCUUGUUCUUAAGUUUUUGACUGCUGCGUUGUGUCGGUGAAGAAAAGCUAGUUGUAUAGACAGUUCAACAGAUAUAUUGCUGAAUAAACUCCUGUUUCCAUGCAA
This is a messenger RNA of Pomacea canaliculata, 4232 nucleotides long. Its product is annotated as RRP12-like protein. Lineage: Eukaryota; Metazoa; Mollusca; Gastropoda; Architaenioglossa; Ampullariidae. The transcript has 34 exons. The record is from RefSeq and is a predicted model, not a curated record. The coding region runs from base 101 to 3925 and encodes 1274 amino acids.